Sporisorium graminicola is the source of this 2019-nucleotide messenger RNA. RefSeq lists its product as uncharacterized. Gene Ontology annotation, biological process: sucrose catabolic process. The coding region runs from base 1 to 2019 and encodes 672 amino acids. The transcript has a single exon. Gene Ontology annotation, molecular function: sucrose alpha-glucosidase activity. The record is from RefSeq and is a predicted model, not a curated record. Lineage: Eukaryota; Fungi; Basidiomycota; Ustilaginomycetes; Ustilaginales; Ustilaginaceae.
AUGUCUCCCAUCUCCACCCAUGGUUCGCUAGCUCCGCUCGAUGAGCAGAGCCCAUUGAUCGAUCCGGCACCAAAGCUGUAUACGCCCAAGUCGCUGCUUUACGGGGACCUGCGCUCAGCCCAGCUGCCUCUGCCGCAGUCACUCUCGCACUACGACGGCAGCCAGCCCUCGGUCGAUUCUGGAGGCUCCAACCCGUCGUCGCCCACCACAUCCGCCUCUCCUUCAGCCUUCCCCACUUCCACCCCAGCUUCUUCAGGCAUCUCUUCGCCACUCGAAGAGUUCCGAGAAUCUGCCAUGCUCAAACCCAUCGCCGCGACCGACUCUAUCUCGUCGCAUCCUCAACAAUGCAGUGCCCUCCUCUUCAAUCAAUGGAGACCCAACUCUCACUUUCUCGGUCCUCACGGCUGGAUGAACGACCCCUGCGGCCCUUCCUACGACCCACGCACAGGUCUCUAUCAUCUAUGGUAUCAAUGGAAUCCCCUCGCAUCCACCUGGGGCAAUAUCAGCUGGGGCCACGCCUAUAGCCGCGACCUGAUUCACUGGACGUCACGCCCGCAACCUGUCCUCUCGCCGGGCUCCAACAACGACUCGGAAGGCGUCUUUACCGGGUGCGUUCUCCAGCGUUCUCCUCUCGGGACACCACAAGAAGCCGUGCAAAGUGCAGACAUGACCGCCCUCUACACGGCCGUCUCCAAGCUGCCCAUCCAUCACACUCUGCCCUACAACUACGGCUGCGAAAAGGUCGUUUUGUCCACCUCGGCAGACGGUGGGCAGACAUGGAUUUCACAAGGGAUCGUUGUGGAUGGUCCGCCCAAAGAUCUCGAUGUCAUCUCCUGGCGUGACCCUUACAUUGCUCAGUGGCCGCUGCUCGACACGCUAAUCGGUCGCACUGACCCAACCCCUGGCCUCUACGCCCUCAUUGCCGGCGGCAUCAAAGACACCACCCCAACCACGUUUGCAUACACCGUCGACCCAAACGACCUGAGCCAGUGGAGCUACAUCGGCACGCUUGCCGACGUGGGCAGAAACUGUAAGGCCGAGCCUUAUGGUGUCGAUCUCGGCCAGAACUGGGAGGUGGCCAACUUUUUCACUAUUGCAGCCAAGGCUUUUGGCUCGACUUGCUCGGCAGAAUACCUUCUGAUCAACGUCGAGGGUUGCAUUGCACCCGGACCCGCACGAGCACCUGUCUACAUGAAGCUGAACCUCGAAGCGACACAGAUCAAUGACGGAGAGAUCCGAUUGCAGCCUGCGCACGUCGGUCUGCUCGACCACGGCUGUCUCUACGCCGCCAGCAGCUUCCAUGACGACAAGCUCGACCGACGUCUCAUGUGGGGCUGGAUCACAGAGGAUGAUCUGCCUGAAGACUACUACAACACCCAGGGCUGGGCGGGACUCAUCUCGCUUCCUCGCGAACUGUUCCACCACCCGACGUCGUCCGAGCUUGGUAUCCGCCCCGCCGAAGAGGUGUACUUGCUCCGUCAGGGGGCUCAGCAGAUCUCUUUCAGGCCAGACCUCUCGAUCUCGGCUGCUGCAGCAGCCCUGGAGCUGGCCGAAGCGGCGCUGGGAGAAGCAACGCAGCUGGAUGCUGUGACCCUAAGCGAGGUGAACAGCCGCUCGUUUGAGGUUGAGAUGGAGCUUAGCGCGGCUCAACCGGGUCUCGUGGUGGCUCACAGCGAGGACAAGUCGACGCGAACGCUGGUUUACGUCUCAGCCUCGGGAGAUCUCGUCGUUGACCGCUCUCUGUCUGCAGGCAAAGACUCGGUCAUCGCGAAGGAGCUCAAGGUCAACACCAGCACCGUUCGUGCGCCGCUUUCUGCGACCCAGAGCGGCACACACAAGCUGAGGUUGUUUAUGGAUAACUCGGUCCUGGAGAUCUUUGUCAAUGAUCUCGUCGCUCUUUCUACGCGCAUCUACCCAGAUGCGCAAGACACGGGGGUGUCCGUUCUUGUCCACCCCGAUGCAGGUGCAGCGGGCGAGGUACGCAUCUGGCAAGGGCUCGACAAGGCUGUUGUCGCUUGA